AUCGCUCUCUUUAACAUUAGGAAAUCCAAGAUACCCUCAAAAUACCAAUUCGACGACAGCAACGUGCCAUUGCACCACAAAACGGCACCUCGACUAGCCUAUGAACUCCUAGUCAACGCAUCUUGAACAAAACCCCAUAUCUGCGACGACGAGGGGCCAAAGCUCCCUCGAGAGCCGUCAUCAUGUCGCAGACCAUCGGCCUGACGAAGCUAGCCUACACACGCGUCUGGCACCACAUCUCCGCCUCAACGCCCCACCCAACGCUCUCAACGCAACCGAACACGAUCCCCCCAUCCCUCGGGCGUCUCGCCUCGCGCAUCGCCGUGAUCCUCAUGGGCAAGCACAAGCCGAUCUGGGACCCGUCGACGGACUGCGGGGACUACGUCGUCGUGACGAACUGCGCGGCGCUGUACGUCACGGGGCGCAAGAUGUGGCAGAAGACGUACUACCGGCACAACACGAAGCCCGGGUCCCUGCGCUCCGUCACCAUGGACGUGUUGAUGGCGAAACAUGGAGGUGCGGAGGUGUUGAGGAAGGCGGUUAGUGGGAUGUUGCCGAAGAAUAGACUGAGGGAUAAUAGGAUGGCGAGGCUGAAGGCGUUUGAGGGCGAUGCGCAUCCGUAUAAGAAGAAUUUGAUCCGGUUUGCGGGGGUGCCGGUUGGGAAGGAGGGGUGGAGUGAGGCGGUGAAGUCGGUGAGACGGUCGGAUGUUGAGAGGUUAUAGGGGUGGAAAGGGGUGAAAGGGGGAGAGGAUGGUGGGCAGAUGAGUGGGAGCUUGGUUUAGACAUUCAGGGCAGUAACUGCUGAGUGGAAGCUUGGCUCCGUAUAUCUGCCAUGUACCAUAUUGUGCAUGCGUAUAAUGAACGCAUCUCAUGAUAACCAAUAUGAA
This is a messenger RNA of Annulohypoxylon maeteangense, 887 nucleotides long. RefSeq names its product ribosomal protein L13. Gene Ontology annotation, molecular function: mRNA binding; structural constituent of ribosome. Gene Ontology annotation, biological process: translation; negative regulation of translation. The record is from RefSeq and is a predicted model, not a curated record. The coding region runs from base 183 to 722 and encodes 179 amino acids. Lineage: Eukaryota; Fungi; Ascomycota; Sordariomycetes; Xylariales; Hypoxylaceae. The transcript has 2 exons. Gene Ontology annotation, cellular component: mitochondrial large ribosomal subunit; ribosome.